Teleopsis dalmanni is the source of this 2100-nucleotide messenger RNA. RefSeq names its product alkaline phosphatase-like. Gene Ontology annotation, biological process: dephosphorylation. Bases 144 to 1988 code for a protein of 614 amino acids. The transcript is spliced from 7 exons. Lineage: Eukaryota; Metazoa; Arthropoda; Insecta; Diptera; Diopsidae. The record is from RefSeq and is a predicted model, not a curated record. Gene Ontology annotation, molecular function: alkaline phosphatase activity.
AGUUAAUUACAAAUUUUUAGCAGUUUUUGGAUAAUAAAUGACUUAAGCAAAAAAGCAAUAAAACAAUAAAUAAAACGUGUGCAAAAUAAAAAAUAUAAAAAUAUAAAAAAAGAGUGCAAAUAAAAUUGUAAACCGUAAAUUGUAUGCGCCAAAGGCGAAAACCAGAAACACAAAAUAAUCAAUUCGAGAAACCAGUCGGGGAAACUAAAGAUAGCAAGAAAAAACUCAGUACCAAAAUGACUUCAUCCAAGACGGACGUGAAAAAAUUACCCAACUCACCGCAGCAUGAUAGCAUAGAAGUACAGAUGGAUAGCUUAGAUUCAAGUCAUGGAUUUUCAAGCCCCAUUGAAGAUACAAAACUAACUAAGCCAAGAGUUUUUAAAUCAAAAGUUUUUGUAGCUGCCAUCAUAUUUUCCAGUGUCUUAAUAAUAAUAAUGUGUAUUGGUUUCUUGAUAUAUUACGAGUUCGGUAACGAUGAAACUGAUCCGCAUGAUUUGACAUAUUGGCACUUAAAUUUACCCGCUGAACAAAAGAUUUGGUAUGACAAAGGCAUUGAUGAACUAAAGUCUGCUUUGAAUCAGGAAAUAAAUCGUAAACGUGCAAGAAAUGUUAUACUUUUUGUGGGCGACGGUAUGGGUCCAAAUACAGUAACAGCAGCACGCAUAUAUGGUUUCAAGGAAGAAGGUGUACUGAGUUGGGAGCAGUUUCCACAUAUGGGUAUGCUUAAGACCUAUUGUGCGGAUAAACAAGUGCCCGACUCUUUUUCCACAGCGACGGCUUUAUUCGGUGGUGUGAAAACUAACUAUGAAACUGGUGGAUUGGAUUCGAGUGUAGCAUUGGGUAAUUGUAGUGCAGAUGCUUUGAAUAGUGCACAUCAUAUUCAGACAAUACUCAAAUGGGCACAGAUUGAUGGCAUGAACACGGGUUUCGUUACAACUACUCGCGUAACGCAUGCAACACCCGCUGCAUUGUACGCACACUCGCCGGAUAGACGUUGGGAGUGCGAAUCAACUAUGUCUGAUGAAGCGAAGACAGCUGGUUGUACGGAUAUUGCAAGACAACUGAUAGAAACCGAAACCGGUAAAAAUAUAAAUGUUAUUAUGGGUGGAGGUCGCCAAAUGCUUGUGUCAGACGUUGAAGAUUCAGCAGCUGAUCCCAUUGAUACUUGGGCAGGUAAAUCGAAUGAUGGACGAAAUUUAAUUGAAGACUGGAAACAGAUUAAAGAAAAAGAUGAUAAAAAUUAUGCUGUAGUACAAAAUACUGGUGAAUUAAAUAGUAUGAAUACGGCUGAUGUGGAUUAUGUGUUAGGUAUUUUUGCUAAUGGUCAUUUAAAAUAUGAACACGAACGCGACACUAGCGAUACUGGUAUGCCAUCGCUAAAACAGAUGACACUUAAAGCUUUAGAAGUACUCAAAAGUAAGGACAAAGGUUUUCUACUCGUUGUGGAGAGUGGUCUUAUCGAUCAAGCACAUCAUCGUGGUACUGCUAGAAAAGCAUUAUCGGAAGUUUUAGCUUUAAACGAUGCGGUGAAUGCAACUAUACAGGCUAUGAAGUCUCAAAUGGAUGAUAGUCUGAUUAUUGUUACUUCGGAUCAUGCACAUAGUCUCACCAUAAAUGGUCAUCCCGAUAAAGGUGCUGAUAUUUUGGGUACAGCUAUGAAUUCAAAAACCGAAGGUACAGCCUUUACAACACUAACAUAUGGUACGAGCUAUAAAGGUUUCAAAGCUGAUGAUACUGGAAAACGUGUAGAUCCCUCAACGGUUGAUACAACGGACUGGGACUAUACGCAGCAAGCGGCAAUUAAUACAGAUGAAAAUUUACACGGCGGUACUGAUGUCGCCAUACAUGCAAAAGGUGCCAUGUCAUACUUGUUCCAUGGUAUGCACGAACAGAGCUAUGUAGCUCAUGUUAUCUCAUACGCUUUGCGUAUUGGACGGUUUCGAGAUAGUUCAAUUGCUGAAUCUCUAGCGGAACUAAUGCCUUUAUAAUUAAUUUAAUUAGUGAAUAGGUUUUAAUUAAAUGAAUUUAAUUCUAAGCACAAAUUGACUCUGUAUUUGCAUAAGUUAGUUAUGUAGUAAUUUAUUGUGAUAUUAAGUACAC